CGGGGCCUCGCGGCGCCACGGUGCGCAGGCGCAGCCGUCGGUGGGUCGGGGUUCGGCCACCUGAGAGGGUCUGCAGGUCUGAAACCCCCUGGGCAUCAUUUCUUCCUGUCUCAAGAUGGAUAACAAGAAGCGCCUGGCCUAUGCCAUCAUCCGCUUCCUGCACGACCAGCUGCGGCAUGGGGGGCUCUCAUCUGAUGCCCAGGAGAGCUUGGAAGUUGCAAUCCAGUGCCUGGAGACCGCUUUUGGGGUGACGGUGGAAGACAGCGACCUCGCACUUCCUCAGACCCUUCCAGAAAUAUUUGAAGCGGCUGCAGGCAAGGAGAUGCCACAGAACCUGAGGAGCCCUGAGCGAACCCCACCUUCAGAGGAAGACCUGGCCGAGGCAGAGCGCCUCAAAACUGAAGGAAACGAGCAGAUGAAAGUCGAGAACUUUGAGGCCGCCGUGCACUUAUACGGGAAAGCCAUUGAGCUCAACCCUGCAAAUGCCGUCUAUUUCUGUAACAGAGCCGCAGCCUACAGCAAACUGGGGAAUUACGCAGGGGCCGUGCAGGACUGCGAACGGGCCAUCUGCAUAGACCCGUCCUACAGCAAAGCGUAUGGGAGGAUGGGCCUGGCGCUCUCCAGUUUGAACAAGCACACAGAGGCCGUGGCCUACUACAAGAAGGCCCUGGAGCUGGACCCCGACAACGAAACAUACAAGUCCAACCUCAAGAUAGCGGAAUUAAAGCUGAAAGAGACACCCAGUCCAACGGGAGGGGUCGGCAGCUUUGACAUCGCAGGCCUGCUGAACAACCCCAGCUUCAUGAGCAUGGCAUCAAACCUGAUGAACAAUCCCCAGGUUCAGCAGCUCAUGUCUGGGAUGAUUUCCGGCAACCACAACCCCCUGGGGACUCCCGGCACCAGCCCCUCGCAGAACGACCUGGCCAGUCUCAUCCAGGCGGGCCAGCAGUUUGCCCAGCAGAUGCAGCAGCAGAACCCAGAGCUGAUUGAGCAACUUCGAAGUCAGAUCCGAAGUCGGACGCCCAGUGCCAGCAACGAUGACCAGCAGGAAUGACCACCUACCCGUUCCAGCACAUUGGGUUCUUCCUAGCUGACCGGAGCCUCCAUGUGUUCUGCGUUUUCUUCUAUUGGAUUGCCCAAGAGGGAAAAAGAAAAAGAAAUUGGACCUGCAUGAGAUAGAUUUUUAUGCUUUUAUUUUUUUUCCCUUCACCCUCCCCCUUCCUUUUUGUACUCCCUCAUGGCUCCCAGACCCUUCUCAAAACAGAGCCAGCAAGCUGUGAACACAGACCAGCACCAAUCUCCAAAAACCCAGUCACUAAAGUAUUUCCUAGAAUAUUCCAGAGUGGGGAUUGUCCUCGGGCCGCUCUCCGAGAAGCCACCGGUUUUAUUUCCAGCCACAUCUGAAGCCCACUCCUGGGUCCCGCUCCCUUGGUCUGUCUUCACGAGAAGCCUCUUUCUGAGUCAACUUGGGCUGCUCAGACGAGCUCACUGCCAGCCGUGGUCUGGGCACCAGUGUCCACCAGGCUUUCGGACCACAGGUUUUUGCAUGAGGAACUCUAGUUGCAGAUUCCUAAAGACACUUUCAUUGCUUGUCGGGAGUGGGACCGUCUUGGGGUGCCUAGGGCCAGUUUCUGGGACAAUCGAGCAUUUUUGAUAGAUGCGCUUUUCACCCCCUUCGUUCCUUCUUCCCCCGUGCUGACACCCGACAGACCCCAAGGGGCACAAUCGUGACCUUCCUGCCUGGCCCCCUGAGCAGUCCUAGCCUGCCUGUGUGUCUGGGCCCAUGGGCUCCCAGAGGGCUCUGCCUCCUGUUCCGGGGCCCCUGGUGCCACCCUGCUCAGCCUGCAAUUGCCAAGCAGGCAAGAGCUGCCUCCAAGGAGGGCAAACACACAAGCCAGGGCUGGGUAGCCUGCCCAAGAUGCAAGGUCACCAUGGAUGUCCCUGCAUCCUCUGCUUGGGCAGGGGGUUGGGAGAUCUGGUGAGCCCCCCUGUGCUGGCAGCAGUGUUGGAGGCUCCCUGGUGGUCUACAAGGUCGACCCGGUGCCGUGUGUUAUAGGAAACUAGUAGGAAGAAGGGCCACUGCCAGCCACCUGCAGUCACCACAUGUCUGGCAAGGUGGCCCUGACUCUUGAGUACUAGCCAUGGUAAUGAGAGUAAUGUGUGGGGAAUAAAUAGACAUCGCGACC
Molecule: messenger RNA, 2186 nt
Organism: Pteronotus mesoamericanus
Lineage: Eukaryota; Metazoa; Chordata; Mammalia; Chiroptera; Mormoopidae
Gene: SGTA
Product: small glutamine rich tetratricopeptide repeat co-chaperone alpha
Exons: 12
Coding region: 116-1054 (312 amino acids)
Biological process (GO): post-translational protein targeting to endoplasmic reticulum membrane
Cellular component (GO): membrane; TRC complex
Molecular function (GO): molecular adaptor activity; protein binding
Source: RefSeq, a predicted model, not a curated record